CUGCGUUCGUCAAGAACUGCAUUACCCAUAGUUCAACUCGUGCGUCAACAGCAACAGCUAGGAUGUUGCGAUUUCGCUGGCAGCCGAGGAUUGCUGUGGUUGCAGAGAUUGAGGAUCUGGGCUCAAACGUCUUGCCUGUAUUUUGGUAAACGUCAAAUUGUUAUUUUUUUUUGUUUCCAAUCCUCGGCGACAAACAGAUGUUUGUUUUUUAUAUUUCUGGUCGAAUGCGUUUGUAUGCGCGUUAAAGACAGGCUGCAUCGCGUUAAGGCGUUUAGCUAACUAACCCCCCCCCCCUCACACACACACACACAGUUUUGUGUUAAAUUGGACGUAAGUAAAUAUCCCGACGCUGAAAAAUGUGGGAACAAACAGGGACUUCACUCAAAUGAGAAUGGAAAUAUCUUUUCAGACAACACUAUCGCACAAGUUCCACGUCGGACACGUCGCGGUGGGAGACGACGACGACGACGACGUCGUUGUGUUGAGUUGAGAGGAUAACCUGGAUAACCUUAACACGAAAUGUCAUAGAGCCUCAGCAGCUAGCACUCAGCUAGCCUGGUAAUGGCUGGAUGAGAUGGAGGAGAAGGACAUCAUGUUGUCAGCAUCGGUAUCAGGAACGACCAGGGUGACUGAAGACUGAAGACCACCCACCCCCCCGGAGAUGCUUUAGCCUCCUGCCUGGGUGUGUGUGUGUGUGUGUAUGUGUGGUGUAAUUCACUUACAUAACAGCCUCUCUACGGUCUUACCCCGCCGCUGCUUCAACACAGCGGCUAGUGUUGGCGAGCAAAUGGGAAAUUUGCCACCAAAAAUAUCACCACCAUCAUCACCACCAUCAUUAUUAUCAUUAUUAUUAUUAUUAUUAUUAUAAGUGGGUGAAAGGGCAUCGCUGCGUGUUGUGAGGCUGCCCAAACAGACAAUCUCCUCUCCUGCAGCGUCACACUGACACUGACUCUCUCUCUCUCUGCAUCAGUGCUACAGUACAAUUCUGUGCACGGAGAAAAAAAAAACAAGCAUCUCAGAAUUGUGCGUGUGACGAAAGCUAUAAACACUGUCCUCCUCCUGUCAACUGGACACGAUGAGGAAGUUCUUUGAUUCUCGUCGGGAGUUGGUGAGCUCCGGGCCUGGUUCUGGAGGAGGUGGAGGAGGAAGCAGCUCUGGGUCCAGUCACGCAGGAGCAAAUUUCAUUGGACGAGGCUUCACCGUCGGGCGACACCAAGUGACGGUGGAGGAGAUCAUCGCUGAAGGUGGAUUUGCCAUUGUGUUCCUGGUGCGGACGAACCAAGGGGUGCGUUGCGCCCUGAAGAGGAUGUACGUCAACAACGAGCACGAUCUGCAGGUGUGCAAACGCGAGAUUCAAAUAAUGAAAGACUUGGCCGGCAACAAGAACAUCGUGGGUUAUCUGGACUCCAGCAUCACGGCCAUGGGAUCACGUGACGUGUGGGAGGUCUUCAUCCUUAUGGACUAUUGUAAAGGAGGUCAGGUGGUGAACCUGAUGAACCAGCGGCUGCAGACCGGCUUCACUGAGAACGAGGUGCUGCAGAUCUUCUGUGACACCUGCAGCGCUGUCUCUCAUCUUCACCAGCGCCAGACGCCCAUCAUCCACCGAGACCUGAAGGUGGAGAACAUCCUCCUUCAUGACAAGGGCCAUUACGUCCUGUGUGACUUCGGCAGCGCCACCAACAAGUUCCAGAGUCCUCAGACCGAGGGAGUGACCAUCGUGGAGGAAGAAAUCAAAAAGUACACCACUUUAUCAUAUCGUUCCCCGGAAAUGGUCAACCUCUACAACAACAAGGUCAUCACCACCAAAGCAGACAUCUGGGCCCCGGGUUGUUUGCUGUGCAAGCUGUGCUUCUUCACUCUGCCCUUUGGUGAAAGCCAGGUGGCCAUCUGCGAUGGCAGCUUCACCAUCCCAGACAACUCUCGCUACUCUUACGAUCUCCACUGCCUCAUCCGCUACAUGCUGGAACCAGACCCCGACAAACGACCAGAUAUCUACCAGGUGUCCUUCUUUGCUUUCAAACAGGCUCAGCGGACCUGUCCCGUCCAGAACCUGAAGAAUUCUCCGAUUCCUUCGAAACUUCCCGAGCCAAUCAAAGCCAGCGAGGCUGCGGCUGCGAAGAAGAGUCAGAACAAACCAAGGCUAACCGAUCCGAUCCCCACCACCGAAACCUCCAUCACUCCUCGCCAAAGGCCCAAAGCAGCUCAUACCCAGCCUGCUGCUGGCAUCCUACCCAUCCAGCCGGCCGCCCUCACCCCUCGCAAGCGGGCUAAUCUCCCCGGUGGUGCAGCUCAGCCCGUGGGUGUCAGCUUAAACCUGUCACAGCCGGCUGCCGCUCUGCAGUCACAGAAGGUGCAGACUUCAGCGCCACCUGUCAUCCAGUCACAGAACAGUUCCAGUCAUGCAGCAGCUCCACAGAAGCAGCCUGUCCAACCAGCUGCAGCUGCAGCAGCAGAACCUGCAGUGACCAGAGGUGACCCUCAACCACAGGGACAGCACCAGACCACACCGCCCUGUGUGCUGAGCUGCUCCUCCUCCUCCUCCUCCUCCUCCGCUCAGCCGGCACCACCUACUCCAUCCAGCCCGGCUGCACCUCAACGCCCCGCCCGACGCAAGCCGCCCGGUCAGAGCCAGCAGCCGGCGUCACCCUGCAGAGCGCCCCCUGGUCUGGUGUCUUCAUCUCAGCAGCAGCACAUGGUCCAGAGCUCGGCCGCUCCGGCUCCGUCUGCGCCCAACGAGAUCGGCCACAAACCAGCGGAGACGACUCCACCGGCGUCUCCAAAGACGGUUGAAGGUCAAGGCCACCACCAGACUCCAGGUGACGUCACGGCCGGCGGCCUGGACUCGCAGCAGCCGCAGGGAGCCAAUGAGGAUGUGGCGUUCCAGCAGGUACUUACACCACAGACAGGCGCCGCCCUGCUGGAACAGCCCAGUGUUUCAGAUGCAGCACAGGCCCAAAGCAACGCUGCCCCUAGUGGUUCCUGUGCCACUGCUCAGGCGGCUUGGAACCCAUUUGACGAUGACGACUUUUCAAACCUCGCUGCCGAGGAAAUAAAACCAGAGGAGAAGAAGACCAAGGAAUUUGAAACAUCUGAAGAGUUGAUACCUGGACUUCAGACUUCAACUGUGGAGAAUGAACAGGGAACAGUUGAGAGACCUUCGGCGAUCCUGGACGUGGACCCAGGAGCCUCGCUGUUGGUCGUACCGGACCCUUUCCAUUCGCUGGAGAUGUCGGAUGCACCAGAGAAGCUGAUUGAAGGUCUCAAAUCUCCGGACACAUCUUCUCUCCUGCUUCCUGACCUCCUGUCUCUGUCCGACCCCUUCGGUGGUUCUGUGGAGGAGGCUGCCAAAGAUGACUCCCUCCUGGGCUGCUCUCUGAUCUCCGCCCCUCCAGCAGGGGGCAGUGCCACCUCCUCUGUGUCUUCUGCUCCCACCUCAGCCGCCUCAGUCCUGGAUGAUUUCAGUCUGUUGUCUGGAGACUCAGUACAAACUAAAGCAGAUUCGUCUCUGCUCAUCUCUGACCUGGAGCUGCAGCCGGCCGCUGGAGACGUAGGGACAGAGGACGACGAGUUCGAUCCCAUUCCUGUCACAGGAAGAAAAAACUCCCAAGGUAGGUUUUAUUUAUUUUAUUUUAUUUUUUGCAGUGUAAGCAUGAGGGCAGCAGUGAGUCAGAGUGAUGUUUCUAACCUCGGAAUAACUAACUCUUGUUCUUAUACCUUAAAAAAAAAAAAAUUGGUUUACAGUAUAUGUGUAUUUUCAGUUGUGUACGACUCCAGUAAUUACUAGAAGUGCAGUGGGUUUUUUUUUUUUGAGGCUAGAACCAAAUAUUACAAAUAUUAAAAUAUCGAUACACGGAAUAAAACCGUGAUAUUUCAUUUAACAAUACUUCGAUAUUCGACAGCACGGUAUCGAUGUCUUUAUGACCAAUUCCUGGUCCAGUAUUCCUGGUGUUGGUUCAUUUUACUUUAAUAAAACUUGAACAGAAAGUGAGCAGAGCUUUAGCACCGCCUCCUGGUUUCCAAUAAACCGAGUGUCAGUUUAAUAACUCAAGUACUAACUCUAACUCAAGUACUCAAUAACUAACAAGAAGCGACUUGUUGAGGUGUAAACACCUCGUCUGUCCACUAGGUGGCUAAACUGAGAAGAGAUAUCUUGCAGUUUUUACUGCUUUACUCCUGUUUUGGCUGUUUUUAAAACACCUCAAAACGACUGCCAUUGUUGACCCACUUACCUAAACCGGGGGUCCCCAACCCCCGGUCUGGGGACCGGUGCUGGUCCG
Molecule: messenger RNA, 4277 nt
Organism: Cynoglossus semilaevis (tongue sole)
Lineage: Eukaryota; Metazoa; Chordata; Actinopteri; Pleuronectiformes; Cynoglossidae
Product: AP2-associated protein kinase 1-like
Exons: 19
Coding region: 1076-3784 (902 amino acids)
Biological process (GO): protein phosphorylation
Molecular function (GO): ATP binding; protein kinase activity
Source: RefSeq, a predicted model, not a curated record